AUGCCCCGCACUCGCGCCGCGGCGACCAAAGCCCAACAACAACUCGAACGCGACACCAGGUCCCAGUCGGAGCGCUCUCCAACCCCCUCGUCAGACGACCAAUCCGAUCAAGGCUCGCCCGAACUGGAAAAGCUUUUCACCAAUCUCGCACAAGCAAUUGACGACAGUGAGGCCGUUGUACGGGCCCGGUGGGACGAAGCCCAGACCGCUUUUGGCGCUCACAUCAGCAAGGGCAAUCGAGCCCGGCGACAUCGCAACCCAUUCGCCGUAUACCGUGGUGGCUCCGUACGCGCAGCCGCUGACUUUUACUCAGUUUCCACGAGUUCUGCGCGACCAUCCCAGGCCAAAGCCGACGGCAACGACAAUACCACCCGUCAAAUCAAGGCAAAGUCGACCAACGCGAGUUCCAGCCGACAGCAGAAGGCCUACACUCAGGCAUCAGACAGCCAGGCUGGGGGCGGCAGUCAGAUGCCCGAGGACAUAGGAGAGCUCCAAGGCCCCCCUGACGGCUCUGUGUUAGCAAAGAUCAGUGGGCAGCAGGAUAUCCCCGAGAACAGCAGAGUGGCAUCUGCAGACCUGGACAGCGAAGACGAAAGUGACACCGGGGCAGGACCGAAUCAGGAAGAGGCAGAGGACGCACCUGGCAAUCUGGUUACCGCCACUCGUCCAGUCAUACUUGACAAUCAGCGCGCUGGGAUCGACGCAGACGACGGGAGGGGAGAGGAGGACUCCGAAGACGACGGCUACCACCAAAACCCAUACUUUGGUAGUUACGACAACGACGACACCUUCGGGACGGAUAUCAGAAGUCAGUUAGCCACAAGUACGCCGCAGCACAAGACAAGACAGGGGUUCCUCGACGCAGAGUCAAACUACUCAGAGCCUGGAGAGACAGCGCCCGGCGGCGAGGUUUGGGACGACGCGAUUCAACACAGUGAUACAGAAUGUGCGGAAGAGGAGUUUUUUGACAGCGUCUUCAGCCACGAACCCGAAAGCAGCACGUUAUUGGACACGGGAAUCACGCUGCCACAAGUCAUCAGCAUCAGGCACGACACGCAGGGGAACAAGUCCCCAAGUGCGAAAGAAACGUUCGGUAGAUCCGAAGAACAGCAGCCAGCGAUGCCGUCCAUUGUGGAGGACAUGAGAAAAGACUUGGCUGAUGCGGUCAUCGGCGCAGGGAACGAUUCGGAGUACCGCAGACGCGCGCGCGAACAGCAGCAAGAGGCCAACAAGGAGAUCGAAUUGCUUCGGAAAAAGCACCAUGCGCGUAUCGACCUUAUCCUCAGCGUUUCACACGACGAUCUGCUGGGCGACAAGGCAACUCGGGCGGCAGCGUGUACAGAUGCCACCAAGAACAAAGGCCCAUCCGCUGAGGAGAUCGAGACAGGCAUCGCAGAAGCCAAUCGGAAAAGGAAGGUCGCGGAUCUCUGCAUAAGAUCGGAGAGCGCGAAAUGGCAGAAGGUUGCUGAGAAGGCCGAAAUCGCUAGACAGGCCAUUCGAGCUCUCGCGGAGGCUGCGAUGGAGGAGCUUCCGCCCUUGUAUGACGACAAGGCCCGUGACUAUGGAGAUACCGAUCAUGAUAUUUCAUAUGGCGAGAAGGAAAUGGUUGAGCAGUGGACGUGA
This is a messenger RNA of Colletotrichum chrysophilum, 1623 nucleotides long. RefSeq lists its product as uncharacterized. The record is from RefSeq and is a predicted model, not a curated record. Bases 1 to 1623 code for a protein of 540 amino acids. Lineage: Eukaryota; Fungi; Ascomycota; Sordariomycetes; Glomerellales; Glomerellaceae. The transcript has 2 exons.